Molecule: messenger RNA, 1769 nt
Organism: Pelmatolapia mariae (spotted tilapia)
Lineage: Eukaryota; Metazoa; Chordata; Actinopteri; Cichliformes; Cichlidae
Product: frizzled-7-A-like
Exons: 1
Coding region: 72-1733 (553 amino acids)
Biological process (GO): non-canonical Wnt signaling pathway; canonical Wnt signaling pathway
Cellular component (GO): plasma membrane
Molecular function (GO): Wnt receptor activity; Wnt-protein binding
Source: RefSeq, a predicted model, not a curated record
GGGUCUUUGUACUGCGUUUAUUAAAACCUUUUAAAAGUUGAUCAAACUUUUUUGGAGUUGGAUCUGCUGUCAUGGCUUUGGGGGGACACUGCUCCUUUUGCUGGUGGGUUUGGGGAUUCACUCUGGUAUAUCUCUUCCAGCCUUGCAACAGUCAGCAUGAUCGAGGAAUUUCCAUCCCUGAGCAUGGCUUCUGCCAGCCCAUCUCCAUCCCCCUGUGCACUGACAUUGCCUACAACCAGACCAUCAUGCCCAACCUGCUGGGGCACACCACCCAGGAGGACGCCGGGCUUGAGGUGCACCAGUUUUAUCCUCUGGUCAAAGUCCAAUGCUCCUUGGACCUUAAGUUCUUCCUGUGCUCCAUGUACGCGCCGGUCUGCACCGUUCUAGACCAGGCAAUCCCUCCCUGCAGGUCUCUGUGUGAGCGGGCUCGGCAGGGCUGCGAGGCACUCAUGAACAAAUUUGGAUUCCAGUGGCCCGAGAGAUUGCGCUGUGAGAACUUUCCCAUCCAUGGGGCAGGAGAGAUCUGCGUCGGUCAAAACACCACCGAAACCGAGGGCCCCACGUCCGACCCCACCCCAAGUCUUUCUGAGCUUGUGACCUUUCCUCCAUACAUUUGGGGCAACCAGCCUUUCUUCUGCCCCCUGCAGCUCCAGGUGCCCUCCUACCUGAAUUAUCACUUCCUCGGAGUGAAGGACUGUGGCUCCCCCUGUGAGCCCUCCAAACCCAAUGGGUUGAUGUAUUUCCAAGAGGAUGAGCUAAAGUUUGGGCGGCUCUGGGUUGGAACCUGGUCUAUUCUAUGUUGUGUCAGCACCCUUUUCACUGUCCUCACCUAUCUGGUGGACAUGAAGCGGUUCCGAUACCCAGAGAGACCAAUCAUCUUCCUGUCAGGCUGCUAUUUCAUGGUGGCGGCGGCGUACAGCGCUGGCUUCCUACUGGAGGACCGAGUAGUGUGUGUGGAUAGGUUUAAAGAGGAUGGCUACAAGCUGGUGGCUCAAGGCACCAAGAAGGAGGGUUGCACCAUCCUGUUCAUGAUCCUCUACUUCUUUGGCAUGGCGAGCUCUGUGUGGUGGGUGGUCCUUUCUCUCACUUGGUUCCUGUCUGCUGGGAUGAAAUGGGGUCACGAGGCUAUUGAAGCGAACUCGCAGUACUUCCACCUGGCAGCCUGGGCGGUGCCAGCGGUGAAGACCAUCACCAUCCUGGCUAUGGGACAGGUGGACGGUGACCUGCUCACUGGUGUCUGCUACGUGGGGAUCUACAACGUGGAUGCACUGCGUGGUUUCGUACUGGCGCCUCUGUUUGUCUACCUCUUCAUCGGAACUUCUUUCCUGCUGGCUGGCUUUGUAUCACUCUUCCGUAUCCGCACCAUCAUGAAGCACGACGGCACAAAGACCGAGAAGCUCGAAAAGUUGAUGGUGCGAAUUGGUGUGUUUAGCGUGCUGUACACAGUGCCUGCCACCAUCGUCAUCGCCUGCCAUUUCUAUGAGCAGGCCUUCAGGUCGCAGUGGGAGGUAACCUGGCACAUGCAGACCUGCAAGCACUUUGCCGUGCCAUGCCCAGCAUCAAACUUUGCAUCAAACACGCCAGACUUCACCGUCUUUAUGAUCAAGUACUUGAUGACCCUUAUUGUGGGCAUAACAUCAGGGUUCUGGAUCUGGUCAGGGAAAACUCUACAGUCGUGGCGUCGUUUUUAUCAAAGACUGAUCAAUAGCAGCCAGGGAGAAACCACCGUGUAGUACCGAAGAAAUUAAAAACCUCUAACAGCCUGAGGU